Molecule: messenger RNA, 1978 nt
Organism: Ictalurus punctatus (channel catfish)
Lineage: Eukaryota; Metazoa; Chordata; Actinopteri; Siluriformes; Ictaluridae
Gene: nup54
Product: nucleoporin 54
Exons: 14
Coding region: 46-1731 (561 amino acids)
Biological process (GO): protein localization to nuclear inner membrane; nuclear pore organization; NLS-bearing protein import into nucleus
Cellular component (GO): nuclear pore central transport channel; nuclear pore
Molecular function (GO): structural constituent of nuclear pore
Source: RefSeq, a predicted model, not a curated record
UUAGUUUCCACCCGGACACAUAAAUAAGACGGAGAAGAAGAAAACAUGUCGUUCAACUUCGGCGGCGGGACCACGAACACAGCGAGCUCGUCUGGGUUUUCAUUCGGUUCAUUCGGUGCCAAAACGACAGCGUCCACAGCUUUUGGCUUUGGUACUGGUACCACCACUACCGCCUCAUCCGGAUUUGGUAGUCUGUCUGCCCCUGCUUUUGGGGCGGCCACCACGACGACGCCGUCCACGGGGUUCGGAUUUGGUGCCACAAACACAGGCGCGUUCGGAGGCUUCGGCACCACCACCACCUCGGCUUCCGCUGCCCCCAGCUUCAACUUCUCCAACCCCACCAACACAGGGGCUGGUGGUCUGUUCGGAAAUACCCAGAACAAAGGCUUUGGGUUUUCGUCUGGUCUGGGAACAGGGACCGGUACCGGGGCAGGGUUUGGCUCCGGGUUGGGAGGUGGAGGUCUCGGCUUCGGGGGCUUCAGUCUUCAGACCAUGCAGCCACAGCAAGGAGGUCUGUUCGGCCAGCAGGCCCAAGCACCGACACAGUCUAAUCAACUCAUCAACACGGCCAGCGCUCUCUCCGCGCCCACGCUGCUGAACGACGAGCGCGACGCCAUCCUGGCCAAAUGGAACCAGCUGCAGGCCUUCUGGGGUACCGGCAAGGGCUACUUCAACAACAACAUCCCGCCCGUGGACUUCACCCAGGAGAACCCUUUCUGCCGAUUCAAGGCAGUGGGCUUCAGCUGCAUCCCCAGCAGUAAGGACGAGGACGGUCUGUUGGCUCUGGCUCUUAAUAAGAAGGAGGUGGACGUUCGCGGUCAGCAGCAGCAGCUGGUCGAAUCUCUACACAAAAUUCUGGGUGGAAACCCGACGCUCGCCGUGAACGUAGAGGGAGUUAAAGCUCUGCCCGAUGACCAGACGGAGGUUAUGAUCUACGUGGUGGAGCGCUCGCCCAACGGCACGUCGAAGCGAGUCCCAGCCUCCACACUCUUUAGCUACAUGGAGCAGGCCAACGUUAAGAACCAGCUGCAGCAGCUCGGUGUGAUGAUGAGCGUCACUCGGACAGCGCUUUCUCACGCGCAGCUCAAACAGCUCCUGCAGAAUCCUCCCGCAGGAGUCGAUCCGAUCAUAUGGGAGCAGGCUAAAGUGGACAAUCCUGACCCUGAGAAGCUGAUCCCGGUGCCCAUGGUUGGUUUUAAGGAGUUGCUGCACAGGUUGAAGAUUCAAGAACAGAUGACUAAACAGCACCAGACCAGAGUAGACAUAAUCGCCACAGACAUCAGUGAGCUUCAGAAGAACCAGGCCACCACUGUGGCUAAAAUCGCUCAGUACAAGAGGAAGCUGAUGGACCUGUCACACCGAGUUCUGCAGGUGCUGAUAAGACAGGAAAUUCAGAGCAAGAGCGGUUACGCCAUCCAGGUGGAUGAAGAGCACCUCAGGGUGCAGCUGGACACCAUUCAGUCUGAGCUUAACGCUCCAACGCAGUUUAAGGGACGGCUGAAUGAGCUGAUGUCUCAGAUCCGGAUGCAGAACCACUACGGUGCGGUGCGUGCCGAGGAGCGGUACAUCGUAGACACGGACCUGCUCCGAGAGAUCAAGCAGCAUCUGAAGCAGCAGCAGGAGGGUCUGAGUCACCUGAUCAGUGUGAUAAAGGACGACAUGGAGGACAUCAAGAUCAUCGAACAGGGACUGCAUGAUAGCGUACAUGUGAGGGCCGGAAAACUCAGCUGACAUGGACACACACACACACACACCGCUCGUCAUCAUUAACCAGCAGUCUCGCAUGUGACCAGUUUGUUGUGUACACAAACACACACACACUAAACAUCUUGGUGAGAUGUGAGAGAAAUCGAUCAUUGGAGAGUGAUUUUGUUUUAUUUUUUUCAUGUAAAUAUGACUCUUCGUGUUCCUAAAGCACACAAGGAUCUAUUGUGAACCUUUUGAACUAGUUUAAAUAAAGUUUCGCGGUUACAAUGAA